CCAUAUUGCCCCUGGGGGGGAAAGAGACAUUGGUCUCACUGGGUUUCUUUUAUUUGAUUGAUGUGUACUUCUACUAAGUACAGCGUGUGAGUACAAUUACCACUUCUGUUUUCAAAUACAAUAUUUUUAAGCAUUGUAAUCGAGGAAACCGUAUUUGGCUGGUUUUGCGUUUUCUCUCCAGAAGUUAACACCAACAUUCAUCGUCGGUAGAGAUUGCACGUGUAGUGGUCAACUACCGGUCCACUUGACUGUCCUUUACUGGCAGCAGGUGUUUCUUUUCCGUCCUAUUAUUUAAUAUAUGCCGCCGUUCAGUUUCAUAUCGAUUGGAAUCAAAGAGUUAAUGAUAGAGUCGUUUUUACGCUUUUAUUAUUACCAGUAAACGUGUAUCACGUCAAGUUGAAGUAAUGUGGUACAGUUUCUUUUCCAAAGGGAGAAAUGGCGCGGGCUAAUGUUGGCUUGUUAACCAAGUGCCAUUUUGUGAAAUCGCACAUUGCCAGUUGCCAAAGUAACUUAACAUUCGUUCUCUGAAUAACGCAUUAUUUUAUUGCAUUUUUUCAUAUUCUCAGACCAAGCGAGUGUUUUCGAGGCUAAAGACGAUGUCCAAGUUGAUUAAUUUGAAGUUUGUGGACCCUUCAUGCAUCUGGGCCCAGCUGGACAGCCUCGCUGGCAUGGAGGCGGUGGGCAAGCAUCAGUACAACGAGCUGUUUGUACACAUGAACAAUUUCUAUGAGGAUGUCACCAGUGACGAGUGUGUGGUGACACCCUCCUCACUGGAGGAGGGACAGGUGUGUGUGGUGUACUGGUCCCAGAUGAAGAUAUGGUGCCGGGCCAGGCUGCAGUCCAUUGUCUCUGACUCGCAUAUGUCUCUUGCUUACUGUGACCUGCUGGACCAUGGAGAAUCUCUGGUUGUCCUCCUCAGCCAAAUCCGACAUGUCAAGCAGGACUUCCUCCAGCUGCCAUUCUGGAUGCGGAGGUUCCAUCUGGCGAGGGUCAAGCCCCUGACGCUCCAAGUGUCUUUUUGCGAGAAAGCCAAGCUGGCGCCAUCCAGCCACUGGGACAGCUCAGCCACAUCCUACAUGCAUGACCUUCUCAAGACUUCAAGUCAGAUGGAGGCUGUUCUAAUGAAGGACGAGUCCAACUCCACCGCCAUCGAGCUCUACGUGACCGUUAAGAGCGUCAAGAUAUGUGUGAAUGAUGAACUGGUUUCCAAGCAGUUUGCCAUUCACAGCCAAGACUGUUCUGACAGCAGCAAGCUGGAACAGCUCAAUGUUCACCAUUUUAGAUUUACACACCACAGCCUCAACACACCUGCCAGGAAGCCCGCAGCACGAGCCACAGCCACUCCAGUGCCAUUUACACUAGAAACUGCUCCUCCUCCAGUGAUGAGGCAAGCUAGACUUGGAGGCUGUGAUGGGAUGACAGCACCCUCUCAGAGCCCAAUGAGUGAGGGAACUAGCAGGUCAAAGCCCACAGAUGGACAAACGUUACCAGGCAGCCAAUCAGCAAGUGACUCGUCGAAGGAAUCUGUCUCCUCCUUGGCCGCCACGUUCAAGUCUCACCUCACUCUGUUCAGGUUCAUGAGGUUCCUCAAUCCGGCAAGCAGCUUUCAGGAGGCAGAGACAAAUGUGAGUCAACCCGAGGAUCUGAUUAAGUAUUCACCUCAACAUUCUUCAAGCUCAUCCAGCACAGGACAGGAAGUUCUGUCUCCCGCCCAGUCGGAUGUGAAGAAGAGGACCGAUGAUAACUCGGCGUGCACAAGACUUUCGGAGUGGUUGAAUCCACAGCCUUUGAAAGUCCAGUCAGAUGACGAUGUUGAUGAAGAUAAUCCGAUGCUUCCCAGUGCUCCCAAGACGGGUGAGAUUCUGGUGCACUCCGCUGUCCCGAUGGAGCUGUGCUCAAGCCUGGAUGAUGCCCCCAUCACUGAGACCCUUUGCAGGACAAUGGCGCGGGAGCAGUGCUGCCUGUCUCCCACGGAUCUUCUUAGUUGGCCCUCUGUGGGCCGAGGAAACAACACCGUGGUCAUCUCACACACAGCCGACCAGCCCCAAAGCUACCUGGCACCCUUCCUCAGUCACAUACUGCUCAGCACUAUCUUCACCAUCUCCUCUUCCAGAGUUGGCCCAGUAGCAGUGGUGCUGUGUCCCGGCUGGGAGAAGGUCCAGCUGGUGUGUGACCUUCUAGAGGAUAUCAAGGUUACCCGGCGCCUCAAUCCAACCUGCGUGCUGAUCGGUGGUGCCAAAGAUGAGGCCAAAGGCGUCAAGAUUCCUAAAGAUUGCCUGCUGCUAGUGACCACCCCCUUCAGCUUGGUCCGUCUGCUGUCAUGUCACUGCUUUCUGUUCCUGCGUUUGAGCCACAUUGUGUUGGAUGAGGCUGACCAGCUCUUCACGCUUGCUCCAGAACAGAUGAAGAGCAUUUUGCUGCAUUUUCAGAAGGUCAUCUCCCGCCAGGAAAUGUCCUCAUGUCCACAGCAGCUAGUCGCUGUGGCCAAGCGGUGGACGAGUCACAUGGAGGCUUUGGUGGCUGAGCACAUGCCCUACGCUUGUGUCAUUAUAGCUGCUCCCAAAGAAGCGGCGCUGUAUGGAAACGUGCAGCAGCUGGUCUUCAUGACCUUGGAGAGCGGCAAGAUCUCCACAUUGUUGAGUGCGUUGGAUUUCAGCCCUGACGCAGGCCAGAAGACUAUCAUCAUCUGCAACUCUGCUGAGGAGGUUGAAGAUGUCCACAAAGCUGUGAGCUGUAAAUCUGCAUUGUGUCUGAAGAUUCACGAGUAUUUAAUGCACACGUUGGACUCCGUACUCCAGCAGUGGGCCGAAAGCGUUGGCCCUGGAACACAAGUCAUUCUGGUCACUGCCACAGAGUGCCUGACGUGUUGGGGGCUGACAGAUGCCACCUGUGUGGUCCACUUUGGCUUCCCAAGUUCACCCAAAAUCUUUGGAAGCCGACUCUUUUGUAUGAGCAGCAACUUCAGAAAACUCACAGAUUCUCCUUCGUCCCAAGACCCUUUGUCGAAAAUCCAUCAAGUCUGCAGAUCCUUGCUGCUGGUCUCGGAGAAGAAUGCACAGCACGCUGGUGGGCUGGUGCGCUACCUCAGACGAAGCCACACCCUGCUCCCUGCGGAGCUGCUCUCUUUCGCAGAGGCGGCCGAUGUGGCCCGAGAGGAGCAGAAGACUAAGCGGCCACUCUGUCACCACCUGAAGAGCUUUGGAGUGUGCAGGUUCAGUGCCAUGUGUCCAGAUCGCCACAGGCUCAUAUUUCAACUGGAUCAGUCCAAACUUCCUGCUUCUGGACUCAUAGAGGUGUUGCCUCUCCACAUCAAGACUGCGUCUGUCUUCUAUGGUCGUAUAAUCCAGAAGGAGGACAAUGUCUUUGACAGCAUGGUGGCUGACAUGACGUCUUACUAUGCUGACAGCAAGCCUUGUCCUGAGGAGGUGCUACAAGGAGGCUUAUACGCUGUGCAGGAUAACGACAAUUUCCACAGGGUGAAGGUCCUGACUGUCCCCGACACCCAAGGCCGCCUAUUUUUCAGUGUCCUCGUUCGUUUCAUUGAUGUCGGAAAAGAGGAAGAAGUCAAAUCCCACCAGAUCCUGCGACUGCCUGAGCAAUUCCACUCUUUGCCUGCCCAGGCUGUGGAGAUGAUCCUGUGCCAGGUGAAGCCUGGUGACGCAGAGCCUGACUGGCAUCCCAAGGUGACCAGACUCAUCAGCCAGAAGAUACAGGGUGUUAAGCACCGAGCCAGAGCCGUCCUCAGUCUGGGAAACACAGUCUUUCUGGAUUUUAUGGUUCUGGAGAGUCGGGUGGCCGGUAUGAAGACCGUGAUCAAUGAGCACAACGCUCCCACUCUCAUUUUGAAUACGGGCAUGGCAGAACGAAACCCAGAUCAUCUGGACCAGUUGAAGCUUCUCACUCAGGAAGGAACAACCAACCAUGUAUGUGGUGGGAAUCAAAACAGUGACCCUCCAGUCAAGCCCGAGUACUUGCAGAUGAGCAACAGUUUACACAUGAGGAAUACAUCUGAUGAAGGAGUCAAGGAGUUUGAUGCAUCGGAACUCAAGCCACUUCCUCUUCUCCAUGAAGUAGACAAGAAGACAAACGUCCAAACUUCUUCAGAUAUCAGCAGAAAUGAAACGGGUCCUGACAUAACAACCAACCAGAUGGCUCAUCUUAACGACAAAGAUGAUGUUACUGCUGGUGAAGAUCAAAACAACAAUGAGCUGUGCCAUGGAGACGGUCACAUGACCAAGAGUCUGCACCCUCAGGUCCGCUGGUAUCAGACAUCCACGUCACUGAGCAUCACACUGAAGCUGAGGGACCCACAAAAUCAGCGCUGCGACUUCCACACCGACCGCGCGGUGUACAGUGGCAUUGUGAAUGGUUGCCGCUACGGAGUGGAUCUGGAUCUUCACGCGGCCGUGUGGGCUGAGCACUGCCGCUGGGAGCUAAAGUACAACGAGCCCGUCCUCACGCUGGUCAAAAAAGAGCCUGGCUACUGGCCUACGCUUCUUAGGAGCAAGAACAUUUUUGUGAAUUACAACUACGAACAUCUGGAGGAGGACGACACUGUGUCAACUCCUAGUGAAGUGUUUGUGGGUGACACGGGAGAAGAGCACCACUUUGUCAAUGGGUACAGCAGCACCGACAGCGACUCCACAUGCUGAACACACUUGUUUUUAUGCUGCGAGGAGACCUCCACCAAAGCCUAAUGAUGUGAAUACUGUAUUCCGUAACGACGGUGCAGGUGACACACUUGAAUGGUACAAGAUGAUGUUUAGGUUCUAGAAGUCCUACAAUAGACUCGAGAACCCUGUUGAGACGUGACCAAAGAAGUACAAAACAAAGUCUGGAACAUGACACGAAUGGGCGCGUUAUUGUAAUCUUGAUAACAUAUUAAUCAUUUAGUUUAACUAGGUCGAUGCAGUGCCGUGAAAAAGUAUUUGCCCUCUUGUUAAAUUCUUACUUUUUUUUUUAGAACCAAAAUCAAGUUGUUUCUAUAGUUGGCAAUGAGUCGUUUACAUGUCUGUGGCAGGGUUUUAAUAGUGUUGGAUUUUUGUUUUUUAUUCCACGUUAACUUUUGUUUGAAGUCACUGAUGGCGUAGUGGUACGCUCGCCUGACUGAUGUGCGGGCAGCGUAAGAUCGGUUCCCAUUCAGGGACACUGUAGAUGUGGGUGUGAAUGGUUGUUUGUCUCUAUGUGCCCUGCAACUGACCAGUUCAGGGUGUAGUCGGUCUUUCGGCCAAAUUCAGCUGGGAUUGGCUCAACCAACCCCACGACCCUGUUCAGGAUAAGUGGUGUUGAACAUGGAAAUGGGAAGGAUGUUAACUUACAAUACAAUACA
Molecule: messenger RNA, 5329 nt
Organism: Hippocampus comes (tiger tail seahorse)
Lineage: Eukaryota; Metazoa; Chordata; Actinopteri; Syngnathiformes; Syngnathidae
Gene: tdrd12
Product: tudor domain containing 12
Exons: 35
Coding region: 597-4652 (1351 amino acids)
Biological process (GO): germ-line stem cell division
Molecular function (GO): metal ion binding; nucleic acid binding; ATP binding
Source: RefSeq, a predicted model, not a curated record